Messenger RNA from Sparassis crispa, 381 nucleotides. RefSeq lists its product as hypothetical. The record is from RefSeq and is a predicted model, not a curated record. Bases 1 to 381 code for a protein of 126 amino acids. The transcript has 4 exons. Lineage: Eukaryota; Fungi; Basidiomycota; Agaricomycetes; Polyporales; Sparassidaceae.
AUGAAGUCCUUCCCACAGUUGAAAUAUUACUGCAUCAUUGCCGGCAGAGACACGGGGAUCUACUUAACAUGGGACGAGUGCGAGGAACAAAUCAGCAGCUUCAAACAUCAGAAGCACAAGUCCUUCAAUAAGCUGCCUGAUGCACUGAGGUAUUACAUACGCAAGGGAGACGAAGGACCAGUAGAGAGUUUCGACGCGCUGCAGGAAGAUUCGCCCACACAGGCUUCCACUCACACUCAGCCGCCCACGCAGGCUUCUUCUCAUUCUCAGCCACCUGAUGCAGAUUCGGACGAUGAUGCAGUUCGCACCCUCAUAACAGACUUAAGCCUUGGCAAGGAGAUAAUCCUUGACAUACCAGCAACACCUGUUACUGCAAGAUGA